Messenger RNA from Camelina sativa (false flax), 1560 nucleotides. RefSeq names its product putative inorganic phosphate transporter 1-3. Gene Ontology annotation, cellular component: membrane. Lineage: Eukaryota; Viridiplantae; Streptophyta; Magnoliopsida; Brassicales; Brassicaceae. Gene Ontology annotation, molecular function: phosphate transmembrane transporter activity. Gene Ontology annotation, biological process: transmembrane transport; phosphate ion transport. The record is from RefSeq and is a predicted model, not a curated record.
CCUGAGAUGGCCGAUCAACAACUUGGAGUGUUAAAAGCACUAGAUGUUGCGAAGACGCAACUAUACCAUUUCACAGCUAUUGUCAUCGCCGGUAUGGGUUUCUUUACGGAUGCCUAUGAUCUUUUUUGUGUGUCCUUGGUCACCAAGCUCCUAGGCCGCCUCUACUACUUCAAUCCAGAGUCAGCAAAGCCUGGCUCCCUUCCCCCUCAUGUUGCGGCUGCGGUUAACGGCGUGGCCCUCUGUGGGACCCUUGCUGGUCAGCUCUUCUUUGGAUGGCUCGGUGACAAACUUGGACGGAAAAAAGUCUACGGUAUCACUUUGAUCAUGAUGAUCGUGUGCUCUGUUGCUUCGGGUCUCUCAUUCGGAAGCCAUGCCAAAGGUGUCAUGACCACCCUUUGCUUCUUCAGGUUUUGGUUGGGAUUCGGUAUCGGAGGUGACUACCCUCUUUCUGCCACAAUCAUGUCUGAAUACGCUAACAAGAAGACUCGUGGGGCUUUCAUCGCCGCCGUCUUCGCCAUGCAAGGCAUUGGUAUCUUGGCUGGAGGUUUUGUGGCACUUGCAGUUUCUUCCAUUUUCGACAAAAAUUUCCCAUCGCCCACCUAUGAGCAAGACAGGUUUCUCUCAACUCCCCCUCAAGCUGAUUACAUUUGGCGUAUCAUUGUCAUGUUUGGUGCUCUACCUGCUGCAUUGACCUACUAUUGGCGUAUGAAGAUGCCUGAAACUGCUCGUUACACUGCUUUAGUCGCCAAGAACAUCAAACAAGCCACACAAGACAUGUCCAAAGUCUUACAAGUGGAGCUUGAGGUUGAAGAAAGGGAUGAUGACCCCAAACUCAACUAUGGCUUGUUCUCCAAGGAAUUCUUGAAACGCCAUGGGCUUCCACUCCUUGGGUGUACCUCCACUUGGUUCUUGCUUGACAUUGCCUUCUACAGCCAAAACUUGUUCCAAAAGGAUAUUUUUUCGGCAAUCGGAUGGAUUCCAAAGGCAGCCACCAUGAAUGGUAUCCAUGAGGUUUUCAAGAUUGCUAGGGCACAGACACUCAUCGCGCUUUGCAGUACUGUUCCAGGUUACUGGUUCACAGUCGCGUUCAUUGAUAUCAUGGGAAGGUUUGCAAUCCAACUAAUGGGAUUCUUUUUCAUGACUGUGUUUAUGUUUGCCAUUGCCUUCCCUUACAACCAUUGGAUUAAACCGGAUAACCGUAUCGGUUUCGUGGUUAUGUACUCUCUCACGUUCUUUUUUGCCAACUUUGGUCCAAAUGCAACCACUUUUAUUGUCCCUGCUGAGAUCUUCCCAGCCAGGCUAAGGUCUACAUGCCACGGUAUAUCAGCCGCGACAGGGAAAGCUGGAGCCAUCGUUGGAGCCUUUGGGUUCCUAUACGCAGCUCAACCACAGGACAAGAGCAAGGUUGAUGCUGGAUACCCACCAGGCAUUGGAGUUAAGAACUCAUUGAUCAUGCUUGGUGUUAUUAACUUUAUUGGUAUGCUUUUCACAUUCCUCGUCCCUGAGCCCAAGGGCAAGUCCCUAGAAGAACUUUCCGGAGAGGCUGAGGUUGAUAAAUAA